AUGGAAACUAACUCAGUUUCCAAGGUAGUGAUGAGUUUGUUGUUGUGUAUUUUCUUGAUAACGAGAGCUCAAGUGAUUCAUUGCAGUGUUACCUAUGAUAAGAAAGCUAUCAUCAUCAACGGACAAAGAAGAAUCCUUCUCUCUGGUUCUAUACAUUAUCCCAGAAGCACCCCUGAUAUGUGGGAGGAUCUUAUACAAAAGGCUAAAAAUGGAGGGCUGGAUGUUAUUGAUACCUAUGUAUUUUGGAAUAUUCAUGAGCCUUCCCCAGGCAAUUACAAUUUUGAAGGAAGAUAUGAUCUCGUACGGUUUGUAAAGACCGUGCAAAAAGUUGGUCUUCAUGUUCAUCUUCGCAUUGGACCUUAUGUUUGUGCAGAAUGGAAUUUUGGAGGUUUUCCAGUAUGGUUAAAAUAUGUUCCUGGUAUCAGUUUCAGAACAGACAAUGAGCCUUUCAAGGCGGCUAUGCAAAUAUUCACCCAAAAAAUUGUUGACAUGAUGAAAAGUGAAAACCUGUUUGAAUCCCAGGGAGGUCCCAUUAUUUUAUCUCAGAUUGAGAAUGAGUAUGGGGCACAAAGAAGGGCACUUGGAGCCGCUGGCGACGCAUACAUGAAUUGGGCUGCAAAAAUGGCUGUUGGAUUAAAUACCGGAGUUCCGUGGAUCAUGUGCAAAGACGAUAAUGCCCCUGAUCCUGUGAUAAAUGCAUGCAAUGGAUUUUACUGUGAUACCUUUUCUCCCAACAAGCCUUACAAGCCCACCAUGUGGACCGAAGCUUGGAGUGGCUGGUUCAACGAGUUUGGAGGCACGAUUCAUCAGCGACCAGUUCAGGAUCUAGCAUUCGCCGUUGCUCGUUUUAUACAAAAGGGAGGCUCAUAUAUUAAUUAUUACAUGUAUCAUGGAGGAACAAAUUUCGGGCGCACAGCUGGAGGUCCUUUUGUUACAACCAGCUAUGAUUAUGAUGCUCCAAUAGACGAAUAUGGUCUGAUAAGAGAACCGAAGUACGGUCACUUGAAGGAGCUCCAUAAGGCUAUUAAACUUUGCGAACGAGCUUUAGUUUCUUCAGAUCCUACCAUUACUUCAUUAGGAAACUCUCAGAUGGCUUAUGUAUUCUCCGGAGGUGAAGGAAUUUGUGCAGCUUUUCUUUCGAACUUUAAUAGGAAUUAUACUGCAAGAGUGAUUUUCAACAACAUGCACUACAAUUUGCCUCCUUGGUCCAUUAGCAUACUUCCCGACUGUAGAAAUGUAGUCUUUAACACAGCAAUAGCUGGAACACAAACUUCAAAAUUUCAAAUGUUACCCACGAAUUCUCAGCUGCACUCAUGGGAAACUUACGGAGAGGACAUAUCUUCUUUAGAAGAGAGUUCAACACUAACAGCUAAUGGACUUCUAGAGCAGAUAAGCAUAACAAGGGACAGCAGUGAUUAUUUAUGGUACAUGACAAGCAUUUAUAUUGGUUCAACGGAAUCAUUUACACUAAAAGGACAAAAGCCGACUCUAACUGUCAACUCAAGAGGCCAUGCAAUACAUGUAUUUGUCAAUGGCCAGCUUUCAGGAUCUGCUUAUGGAACCAGAGAGAAUACAAGAUUGACUUUCACUGGCCCUUUGAACCUGCAUCCUGGAACAAACAAAAUUGCUCUACUCAGCAUAGCUGUUGGACUACCGAACAUUGGGAUGCAUUUUGAGAACUGGGAUGUUGGAGUACUUGGAUCAGUUCUGCUGGAAGGGCUAGACCAGGGGAAAAGGGACUUAUCUCGAGAAAAAUGGUCCUAUAAGGUUGGUUUGAAAGGAGAGGCAAUGGAUUUGGUGUCUCCAGACGGACUCUCCUCUGUCAAGUGGGUACAAGGAUCAUUAGUCACCCAAAGCCAGCAGCCUCUGCGAUGGUACAAGGCAUAUUUUGAUGCACCUGAGGGAGAAGAACCUUUGGCUUUGGACAUGAGAACUAUGGGUAAGGGACAAGUAUGGAUCAAUGGUCAAAGCAUUGGAAGGUACUGGUUGGCUUAUGCAAAUGGUAAUUGUGGCAAUUGUGACUAUAAGGGUACAUUCCGAGAGUCAAAAUGCCAACUAGGCUGUGGUGAACCAACUCAAAGAUGGUACCAUGUUCCGAGAUCUUGGUUGAAGCCGACAGGAAACUUGUUCGUACUUUUCGAAGAACUGGGUGGAGAUGUGUCGAAGAUAUCUCUAGUUAAAAGAACAGUAGCAAAUAUAUGUGCUCACACAUUUGAACACCACCCUGCAGUUGCAAAUUACCAUACUGAAAACAACGGUGAAACAAAAAUGCUUCGUCAGGUGAAGGUUCACUUACGGUGUGAACCUGGCCAGUCUAUAUCGAUCAUUAAGUUUGCCAGUUACGGGACUCCUUCAGGAACUUGUGGAAGUUUUCAGCAGGGAACUUGUCAUGCACAGAACUCACGUGCCAUCGUAGAGAAGAUGUGCAUUGGAAAGGAGAGUUGCAGGGUUACAGUUUCGAACAGCUACUUUGGUACUGAUCCAUGCCCCAACGUAUUGAAGACGUUAUCAGUUGAAGCUGUCUGUUCUAAGGCAAAAGCGAUCGAGGUGAAACCGUGA
This is a messenger RNA of Fraxinus pennsylvanica, 2559 nucleotides long. NCBI's taxonomy places the organism in Eukaryota, Viridiplantae, Streptophyta, Magnoliopsida, Lamiales, Oleaceae. The record is from the annotation of a GenBank genome assembly.